Molecule: messenger RNA, 537 nt
Organism: Fraxinus pennsylvanica
Lineage: Eukaryota; Viridiplantae; Streptophyta; Magnoliopsida; Lamiales; Oleaceae
Source: the annotation of a GenBank genome assembly
AUGCGAUUGGGGUUCAUCAUCCGUGUGAGCAAGCUUUCUCGAUCAAGGAGCAAUGGAUCUGCCAUUGGUCGUGCACUUGUUUGUAAUAAAGAGGGUUUCAGAAUGCCUGACAAGCGUGAAAAGAUUGUACGGCAACGAGCUGCAACAAGAGUUGGCUGCAUGGCCAUGAUUUUAGUUAGAAAAGUCAGUUUGGUUAUAGCUUCGGUGGCCACCGUCGAGAAGCCGUUUAUGGCGUCGGAGAUAGCGCUGCAGCCUAUCAAAGACAUCUCUAGCACCGUCAAGUUGCCGGGAUCAAAAUCUCUCUAUAACCGCAUUCUCCUUCUGGCUGCCCUCUCUGAGUUACCUCUGCUUCAAAUGGUAGUUGGUAGGAUUAGCCAUGAUGAAGAAAAGACUUCAGUUUAUUUACAACUUCUUGGUACAUUAACAGAGAUUGGGAGUGAAAAUGUUGCUCCUUAUAUCCCUGAUAUUGUUCCAUUGUUGGUAGGAGCAAUAUCGAGGUGUAUACCUCCUAGUCCAGAUCCAUGGCCUCAAAUAUGA